Eublepharis macularius is the source of this 1217-nucleotide messenger RNA. It is a transcript of the gene TPPP3, whose product is annotated as tubulin polymerization promoting protein family member 3. NCBI's taxonomy places the organism in Eukaryota, Metazoa, Chordata, Lepidosauria, Squamata, Eublepharidae. Gene Ontology annotation, molecular function: tubulin binding. Gene Ontology annotation, cellular component: microtubule. The record is from RefSeq and is a predicted model, not a curated record. The transcript has 4 exons. Bases 101 to 631 code for a protein of 176 amino acids. Gene Ontology annotation, biological process: microtubule bundle formation; positive regulation of protein polymerization; microtubule polymerization.
UCCACCCCACAGGAUCAUCUUUCUAGAAUCUUCUUUGAAAGUUACAGACCUUUAACAUCCUAACUCCUUUUCUCCCCUCCCAAGACCCAACUAGAUCAACAUGGCAGAGAGCACAGACAUGGCGGCGCUGGAGGAGAGCUUCCGGAAGUUUGCAGUCUAUGGUGAUACCAAAGCGACGGGGCAAGAGAUGAAUGGGAAGAACUGGGCCAAGCUGUGCAAGGACUGCAAAGUGAUCGAUGGGAAAGGGGUCACCAGCACAGACGUGGACAUUGUCUUCAGCAAGGUGAAAGGGAAGACUUCCCGGUCCAUAAACAUGGAGGAAUUUAAGAAGGCCUUGGAGGAGCUUGGCCCAAAGAAGUUUAAGGACAAGAGCAAGGAGGAAGCAUUUGAGGCCAUCUGUCAACUGGUGGCUGGCAAAGAACCAGCCAACCUGGGCGUUACUAAAGCCAAGGCGGUGGGAGCAGUAGAGAGACUCACCGACACGUCUAAGUACACCGGCUCCCACAAGGAACGCUUCGACGAGACCGGCAAGGGCAAAGGCAAGAGCGGCCGGGAGAACCUCGUGGACAACAGCGGUUACGUGGCGGCCUACAAGAACGCAGGCACUUACGAUGCCAAAGUGAAGAAAUAGGAGUGGCAAGCCCUUGUGGCCGCUCCUCCCAGACCCUACUGACAUGCCCCCCCCUCUCCGUGGGGUUCAGCUUUGCUGGGCCCGUCCCGAGCCUCAGAGCUGCUGCUGGAAGGGGUGCCUGUUUCCCAAGCGGCCCAUGCCGUUGCUGCGUUAAAGUUUCCAACAUCCUCCUCGGAGGGCCUCAUCUCAGCCUGCUUCCUCUCUCACUGUGGCCCAUGCUCCCCCUCAGAUCACCUCUGCUUCUCCUCAGAUCGUUGCCAAAGAUGCCCGUGACGCAACCUGUGCUUUGCUCGCUAGUGCUAAUAAUUAGGAGGUGUUUCUGUCCCUAAGGGGGAAAAAAACUGCACUUGCUGAAUUUACCUGUUGAUGACACAGAGUUUAUGUCUGAUAAACAAGAUGGUGGCCUCUACUCCGCUCCUAGGCUUCUGACAGCACCCCCACUUUCUAGGCUCCCCUCCCCAGCCCCUCUCACCAACAAUAAAGUCUGCUUAUUCCAUGACUGGCCUCCCAGCCUUCCCCAUAGCACCCUUUCACUGCUUUGAAUUGUAUAAGAAAAACUGUAUAUAAAUAAAGUUCUACUACUAUG